AUGUGUUCCGUUUCUAGUUUUAAGGUACUUACCCAAUUGUUUGCAUUGAUGACUACUGUUGGUUCAGUAAGCAUUAGCAAACUGCUAACUCGCAACUAAAUACUGAACAAAACAAACUACUCAGUUACUAACAAAACUUCAAUCCCUCCUUCAAAUACUACAAAUGAUUAUAUGAGUCAGCAAGUCUACGCUUAUCAUCCUCAGGAGUUAGUUGCUAGAAAACCCUAAAAUUGGCAAGUAUGCGACGAGAAAACUAAAAAGAUCAAAUCCCUUAACGAGAACCCUGAUAAAUAUGUGACUUGCGAUGGUUAUCAAAAUCCAACAGCUUACUCUUGGAUUUAAGACAAAACCAACCACGGCAAUCAUAUAUAGGCACUUCAAAACUUGGUUCUGGGAGCUUAUUUGUUAAAAGACAAGACUACUUUCAGCUCAACUAAAUAUACAUACGUCCACUAUGUUGACGAAGUUAUCAGGCUCAUCAAUUAAUUCAUGUACUAUCAAUAUAUCUUUUUGUGUGGAAAAAAAAGAAUUUACUAAUGGUAUGCUGAUCCAAUUACUAAAAUGAAUCCUAAUAUGAAGUAUGGUUAAAUGGUUCCGAGUGUCCCCUACGGUGGUAACGCCUCUCAAAUGUACUUUGAAGUUGGUCAAGAGGGUACUGGAUUUGGUAUCGAAGACUUUUCCUCGAAAGUAAUGUACCUAGUCGAGGCAAUUAACCUUCUAGAGUAGCUCCCUAAAAUCUAAACUGACAUGUCUACUACUUAACAAGAAGGUAUUGCUAAUGCCGUGUAGUCAGUGAGGAAGUGGAUGCAAGAAUUUUUGGAUUGGUCAUUGACUAGUCUCUAAGGACAAGAUGCUAGAAACUAAGCUAACAACCAUGGCUCAUGGUUCCUUGUUUUAUACGGUAGUUUUUCCCAUUUCACAAAAAAUGCCACUCAUCUUACUAACUUUAGAACCUUUGUGGAUAUGAUGGGAGAUAACAACACGCUUAAUUUCAUUUACUUGACCAACAGUAUGAAUGAGCAAAUCAAGGAUCAAUAUCCCUCCUUUUACACUUAAUUUGGAGCUAAUGGCACUCAGCCUCUAGAGGCAUAUUAUGUUGGCUUGUUAGCAGACAAGACAGGUGCAACAAUAAAAGGGCAAUCAUUCUGGAGAUUCAAGACAUCUGGAAAUUACUCAGUUGGCAUUGAAGAUUCUCUAGAUUAUCUUUGGUAUAAGUACCAGAAUGAUCUUUUCGCCUCAUCUCAAGAUAUUGACUACAGAAACUUAGGUGAUUUGUUCUACGAGUAUGACAGAAUUCCUACUUACAAAUCAACUUAAGUCAAUCUAAAUUUGAGAGCCAGAGGUGAUCAGAUCUAUACUGAGAAAGCACAAAUUGAUUAAACUAAAGAAAAACUCUCCUACAUUUACAAUGAGACAUCAAUGAAUGCAAGCUCUGUACUUUGCUUGAAUGGAGUCUACCCUUGA
Stylonychia lemnae is the source of this 1464-nucleotide messenger RNA. The record is from the annotation of a GenBank genome assembly. Lineage: Eukaryota; Ciliophora; Spirotrichea; Sporadotrichida; Oxytrichidae.